Macroventuria anomochaeta is the source of this 1266-nucleotide messenger RNA. Its product is annotated as MSF1-domain-containing protein. Gene Ontology annotation, biological process: phospholipid transport. Gene Ontology annotation, molecular function: phosphatidic acid transfer activity. Gene Ontology annotation, cellular component: mitochondrial intermembrane space. NCBI's taxonomy places the organism in Eukaryota, Fungi, Ascomycota, Dothideomycetes, Pleosporales, Didymellaceae. The record is from RefSeq and is a predicted model, not a curated record. The coding region runs from base 386 to 982 and encodes 198 amino acids. The transcript has 2 exons.
UUCCUAAGAACUUGAACUCUCUUUUAUCACCGCCUCCUUGAGUGCAUCCAUCGUACAUCACCACAUCUUCGAUUUGGUUUUUCACGAUCACAAGCAAAUCCUGCGACCAUCAAAAAGUCUCGGCUUAUCAUCGACCCGCAGUUCCCCGACGCCGUUUUUUCGCUCAGACGCUCCACGGCCCGCGCUCAAGAAUUUCAUCAAGGCUCCCCUUUCACAAGCCAGCAAUCGCCCUCGCGCUCACUCUCCUCCACACACGCGCCAUCAAGACUCAUCGCAUCAGACUCAUUAACUUGAACGUCUGACACGCACCGACGCACCGGAAAACGAUACCUCACACGACACCGGCCCACCUGCACACCGGCACACGACUACACACGACCUCACGAUGAAGUACUUUCAGCAAUCGGUCGACUUCGACUACUCGUGGGAGGAAGUCUCGACAAGUAACUGGCAAAAGUAUGGGCCAUGGAACGAAAAGACACCGCACGUUAUCGCCGUCGACACGCUGUCUCGCUCUGUUGAUCCCAACACAGGAAUUCUGCGCACAGAACGACUCAUCACAUGCCAACAGUCCGCGCCCAAAUGGGUAACCGCCAUCCUAGGCGGCGUCGACACCUCCAUGGUCUAUGAGACAUCCUACGUUGACCCUGUCGCCAAGAAGCUCACCAUGUGCUCGAUGAACAUCACAUGGGCCGACCUGCUCCAGGUCCGCGAAACCUGCGUCUACACACCCAACUCCGCGUCGCCGUCGAACAAGACCAGUUUCACACAGCGCGCCGAGAUCACAGCGUUCUGCGGAGGAUGGCAAAAGAUCAAGAACAGCAUCGAACAGUUCACCGUCGACCGCUUCCAGCAAAACGCACAGGCGGGCAAGGAGGGUUUUGAGAUGGUUCUCGAGCGCGCGCGACAGGUGUUCCAGGAGCAGCGGGAAAUCCUUGCUCUGCAGCAGGGCAGCCGGAUUCUGAGGGAGGCGAAGAUGUAAAGCAUAUGUGCCCCUCCCAUACCCCACUCAUCCGCCCACGAGUCAUCGCCACUCCAUCGACACACUCACCUCAUCUCGACGAUACCUCUUCGCCUGCUUCUUCUCACAUCUUAGCGAUUGAUUACGUUUCUUGUUCACGGUCAAAAGUCCAUUUCACUGGCGUUACAAAAGCAUCGGAAUGGCGUUUAUACCCUCUUCUCUGGGAGUUUCGAAGAGCAUCUAGAUAUGAUAGAUAUGGUAGAUCCGAUACACACGACUUAUUUGUAGAGUAACUGCAUACACCU